This is a messenger RNA of Aspergillus versicolor CBS 583.65, 1473 nucleotides long. RefSeq lists its product as uncharacterized. Gene Ontology annotation, biological process: dephosphorylation. Bases 1 to 1473 code for a protein of 490 amino acids. The record is from RefSeq and is a predicted model, not a curated record. The transcript is spliced from 2 exons. Gene Ontology annotation, molecular function: phosphatase activity. Lineage: Eukaryota; Fungi; Ascomycota; Eurotiomycetes; Eurotiales; Aspergillaceae.
AUGCCAUUGCUCGCCAUCCUCAUAGUCUGGUUGGUAUCUACAACAGCAGCGGAGACAAUUCUAGGAGUCACAGUAUUCACUCAGAAUGGCGACCGAACAUCAAAGCACUACCCUGAUCCGGCAUUGACAAACCUGGGAUUCCAGCAGAACCAGCAAGUCGGCUCUGACUACCGCAAUCUCUAUAUCAAUCCCAGCUCGCCGAAGCGGAUACUCGGAAUCUCAGAAGAUAAAUACAUUUCUUCACAGAUCUACGCCUCUGCGCCUGCACAGCAGAUCCAUGUCAAUGCCGCAACUGCCUUCCUUCAAGGGUUAUACCCACCAUUCGGCGAGACAACAUCAGAAACCCUAAACAAUGGGUCAUCCAUCCCUAACCCUCUAGGCGGAGCCCAAAUCCCUAUAAUCAACACCGAGACCAGCGACAGCCCCGGUUCAGUAUCGCUAAACGGGGCAGAGGGGUGUGCGGGCUUAACAAAAUCCUAUCAGGAGCUAUCGUACAACUCAACCUACAUCGAUAAGAUCAGGUCCACGCGGUCCUUCUACGAGCAAUUCUGGCCCUUGCUCCACAAUGUCUCGGGGUAUAGUAACAAGUCCAGCCUCUCGUAUGAAAACGCCUACGAUAUAUUCGACCUGAUUAACGUCGGCCUGAUCCAUAACGAGUCUAUGCGCGAUGCUGUGAGCGCACAUGAUUUAAUGCAGUUGCGCACGUUGGCAGAUACACAUGAACUUGACAGAGCCUUGAGUUUCAAUGCAGACAUCGACGGGCGCAUGCAAGCCAUCGCAGGCCGCACCCUCUCAGCUGCUAUAACCGCUCGACUUAACGAGACGAUCGCCUCAAAGGGAUCGAACAAGUUCUCUCUCUUCUCUGGUGGAUACGAACCAAUGCUGGCCUUCUUCGGAUUACACCAUCUCACCACUGCAUCGACCAACUUUUAUGGGUUACCGGUGUAUGCAUCGAGCAUGGCGCUCGAGAUAUUUACAGACGAGGAAUUGUCGGCAUUCCCAAAUAGCGAAGAAGAUCUGAAAGUCCGCUUUUUAUUCCGCAACGGGUCGAGUCCUGAUAGUCGUCUCACUGCCUUUCCACUAUUUGGUCAGAAGGAGGUAUCUCUGCCCUGGACGGAAUUCCUACGCGAAAUGUCCCGAGUUUCAAUCGAUACAGCCGAAGAAUGGUGCGAGAUCUGUAAUCCCAGUCCGAAAGAGAAAUUAUUCUGCUCUUCAUUCCGGAAUUCAUACUAUCCAAGCCGGGAAGCGGAUGAGGACCGACGCAAGGGGAUAUCGAAUGCCGCGUCUGGUGUUGUUGGGGCGGUUGUAAUGCUGGGUAUUAUAACUGCUGCUGCGGGCAGUGCGUUUCUGUUUUUGAGGAGACGGUGGGCGAGGACGGGGCCUGUAGGGAGUCUCUUGGGUGCUGGGGUUCCUAGGAAGGGGAGUAUAAGGAGUCUGACGUUGAGUAUUGGGAGUGAGAGGGUGAGGGUUUGA